Molecule: messenger RNA, 393 nt
Organism: Macrosiphum euphorbiae (potato aphid)
Lineage: Eukaryota; Metazoa; Arthropoda; Insecta; Hemiptera; Aphididae
Source: the annotation of a GenBank genome assembly
AUGGCCCAAGCCCUAACGGGCCAUGGUUGCUUCGAGAGCUAUUUGUGGCGAAGAAAGAAAGCCGCAAACCCGGGGUGCGUAAACUCUCCGGCUGUUUUUGAUGACGCCGAACACACGCUAUUCGUUUGUCCAUUCUGGGAUGCAGAAAGAGCGGACGUUGCUGUGCCGCUAAGGAAACCAGUGGGUCCUGAGGAUGUUCCAUACCUUUUGUGCGGCCCUGUUCCGCAAGAGCUUCCGGAGAUGCCGUCCCAGUGGAGAAUCAACUCCAAUCAAUUGCUGCAUCAACGAGGCACAGGGAGUUGUUUCAGCAGAUGGUGGAGGCCAUUUUUUCCGAAAAAAAGGAACUGGAGAGGCAGAGGCGGCGCCAAACGAAUGCAUGACAAGUUUAGUUAA